UCUGUGUGGUGCGCGCGAGUGUGAAGAAAAAAGUCAAAAUUUUUACCUAAUACUUGAAAAAUCGCCAUUUUGCUUUUGCGGAAAAACUUUUUAAACGGCUAAUUUAGUGCCGGAAACCGCUUUGUAAUGGUCGCAACGGGAUGUGCGCGUCCAAAGCUAUGUCUUUUUUACCUUUUGAUGCUGUCGUUGUAUCUUGCGGGCCCGCAAUGCGAUGCCUUUAAGCUACGACGAAAAGCUGUGAGUGGCAAGUCGGGCGCCAUAGAAAGUAAACGCCAUCAAAUUUAUUUUGACGACGAUGAUGACGAUGGGAACUCGAUGGAUGAUAAUGAUUCGGAAGAAGUGGAAGAUCUGAUGGGACUGGAAGAGGAUGACGAUAAGGAUGAUGAUAACGAUAACGAUGACGACGACGACAACGAGGAAACGAGCCGGGAAGUGACUAGCAGCCGGAAGAAAGUCACUCAAGUGUUUCAAAAAGUGCGAAAAGUCAAAUUCGAAUUGCCGAACGAACGAAAAAAAUAUUUGAAGCGACAUGUUAAGGGAGACGACACCGACGACGACGACGACGACGAUGACGAUGACAAAAGCAAAGAAGGUAUUUUUAGCAAAGUACUCAGUUUGUUUGGAUCUAAAAAUAAAGAUGCGGUUGAGGCACCUGUUGCUGCCGAAAGUGCAAAAGAAGUGCCAAAAGUAGUAGAUGACACCGCAACAAAAACACCGAAUGCCGGCAAAAAGAAGCGCAAGGCCAAGGGAUGGCGAGCAUACGUUGAAAAACUGCCUCUGGGACCUUUGCUGGACUUUAUUUCGGAAGGACAAUCAGCGGAAGAGGACGAUGACGAGCCAAUUGUCAACAUUGAAGUCCCCAAAAAUAUCAAACCAACUGCCCAAAUCGUCGAGGACCUCAAAAAGGCCGUUCAAGACAAGAAACAAGAAAAAUUAAAUCGAAAAAAGAAGCAAACGGGACAUCCGCCGCUUCCCUUGCAUGAAUUUGAGAAUUUAUUGAUAAAUAUUCCGUCUUUUGUGCCAAAUUACACGAAAAUUUCCAAUUUUGAGUGUCGCUAUCAAGGACAGAUCUUUGAAAGACAACUGCGGGGACAUAAGCCAUGGACUUUGCAAAUGAUUGAUUCGUCAGCGAGAAUCUCUUCGGGACUUUUGAGAGGCAAUGCAAAUCAACUGGGAGACUACGACAUGUGCACAAAUAUCGGAACUAAGGUGAAAAUAUCGAAGCAAGAUGUUGUCGAGAUUCGUGGAAAAUAUUGCUUGGCUCACAUUGAUUUUUAUGCGAUUGAGGAGGGAUUGAAGGGACCACUAAAUUUGAUUCAAGGAAAAGGUUUCGUUAGAAGUACAAUCAAUGAUCCGGUUCACUUCAUUCCUCGUUUUACAACCACCAACUGGGGCAUGUGCAUACCCUCAGCUUGCACCAAUGAAGACGCCGAACAAAUGCUGGAGAACUUCUUGAAGCCUUACAAUUGCACUGGACUUCGUGUUCAAAUCGAAGUGGACGAAGACAAUUGUUAUGUGAAGGAAAAAAUCGAUUAUGCCGAAGUAAUUGAAGAAAAUUGGGAAAUUCCUGCUACUUUGCUUUUUUACAGUUUCUGCAUUGUCUGUACGCUUGUGGCAACAAUGAGCGACUAUUCCAAAGCUCUGAAACUUGAUGUGCUUUAUCGAAUUCUUGUUAAAUCCAAAUCCGCGGAUGAAAAUUCCACCAAUAAAGAAGAGGAAAAGGCUCCUGUUGUCGAGCACGGUGUCUUGCACAAGAUUCUUAUGACAUUUUCAUUAAAAUCAACGUUCCCGUUGCUGUUCAACGUGGAUGGCAGUGAUGAAGAACAAAUUAUGUGUGUUCACGGACUAAAAGCCAUCGGCACUGUUAUGUUAUAUGUGGCUUUUAAGAUGAUCCCACUCGGCCGCAUACCGUUCGACAACCGGAAUCAAAUGACGGAUCUCUUUAAUAAUCCUGCAAGCAUCGUUUUGCGAGCACUUUUCCUCUACACCGACCUAUUUUUGUUGCUUUCGGGACUUUUGAGCUCUUAUGGCGUCGUAAAAGACCUCAAAAGUAAGGGGAAAAUUCACGUAAUCAAACGGAUGAUUGGAAGAAUUGUCAGACUGACGCCCACUUUGCUAGCAGUUUUGCUGUUUUAUGCUUUCAUUUGGGAAUAUAUUGGAAGUGGACCCCAAUAUGGCGAUCUAGUCUACAAGAAUUCUGAUUUGUGUAAGGAAAACUACUGGAAAAAUCUUCUGUUCAUCCACAAUUGGAUGCCAUUCGAAGAUAUUUGUGCUACUCAUACUUUUACACUGGCAAUCGACAUGCAAUUGUACUUGAUUGUCACUCCGUUACUCGUGUGGCUUUUCUACAAGAAGCCUCUUGCUGGAUUGGCAGUUUAUGGAAUUUUGCAUGGAUUCUCAACGGGAGCGAGAUUCGUUGAUGUGCUGGAAAGUCGACUCUCUUUCGUACUUUUCCAUGGAAUGAAAUUGAGUCAAAUUUAUCGAACUGCAAAUGCCGCAAUUACCUCUACAGUUCAUCGAGCAACUCCUUAUUUGAUUGGCAUUGGACUUGGAAUAAUUUUGCGUGACUUUGAGAAAAACAUCAAGAUCCCUCGACCAAUGGUGCUUCUUUCGUGGUUGUCAUCCUUCCUCGGAAUCGCUUGGUGUUUCUGGUCGCCAUCGCAUCUUGCUCGUCGUUCAUAUCAAUAUGACUCUGAGGAGGCGAGUCAAUAUGCUGCAAUGGCUCCUUUGGUCUUCUCAAUUUCCGUCGCGUGGAUCAUCUUUGCCUGCAACUACGGUUACGGUUCAUUCAUAAAUCGCCUACUUGGAUCACGUCCAAUGAUUUUGCUGUCACGUUUGUCAUAUUCGAUCUAUUUGUUAGAAUUUAUCGUUUUCUUCACCUUUGCCGCGAGUGCGAGAUCAACGGAUCACUUCACGCUCGCCACGUUGUUUGAUACGCGGGAAAUUGGCGUAUUGCUUGGCGCGGCUUUGGCCUUGACCUUGAUGCUCGACUUGCCGAUGCAGAAUAUUAGAAGACUUAUUUUGGGAAAUGCGGAAGAAAAUAAGGAAGCUACGGCAGUUAAGGAGCAAGAACAAGAAGUGAAAGUCACACAAACGAAUGGACAUCAUGUGGUUAAGGAGGAAUUUAAAGAAAUUAAGGAAGAAGAAGUUGAAACAAUCAGUCCGUGGGCCGAUGAAGAAGAAGAUCCAUAUGUACCGGCAUUUAGACGCAGUUUUGAAAGCAAAACGGAAAAGACGAGAAUGUCACCAAGAGAAUAUUUUAAACCAAACAGCAAUUUGAGAGGAAAUCCAUGGGUGACAGAUAACGGACCCCCAGAGCCACCAGAAUCCGAGGAAGAAGAGGACGAAGAAGAACUAGAAGAUGAUGAGGAACUCUUGGACGAACCUGAACCCGUAAAAGAGCCCGAACGUCCCAUGAGACGUCGUUUUCAGUGGGACAUCCACGACGACUAAAAAUAUAUCACCAUAAGACCCCUAAAGAUACUCAUUCUCAUUAACUUAUUUAUCUUAUUUUUAAGUCCAACGGAACCAACGUGAUAUUAUAUAAAUCGAAUUUAAGCAUUUUCCAAACAAUCUUUCAGUUUUUCACGGGAGAAAAGUCUCAAAAAUCGGUAAAACGUUGCUGUAAAUAAACAUUAAAGACAUUUUUUUCUUCUCAUAUUUAAUCUUUAAUUGCUAGUCACUCACGUUCACACAAGUGUUCUAAAAAAAAAUUUACAGGGUCUAUAACUUUUUUUAAGGGCAGUUUGCUUGCUACACAUUUAGAUUUUGGCGUCUAACGUGUCACAGAAGACAUUGUACGCCUGGAUUUUUCUUGUUCACGUACUUACUUACUCUCUUACUUACACGAAUUUGUUAUUUAUAUAUAAAAAAAAGUUGUAAAUAAAAUGAAUUUGAAUAAAACUUUGUCUUUGUCGCACUCUUGCAUUCAUCAUCCUAGAUUGCACCACGAGUCAUGCGUGUUCGAAC
Culicoides brevitarsis is the source of this 3969-nucleotide messenger RNA. Its product is annotated as nose resistant to fluoxetine protein 6-like. The transcript has 7 exons. Bases 127 to 3453 code for a protein of 1108 amino acids. Lineage: Eukaryota; Metazoa; Arthropoda; Insecta; Diptera; Ceratopogonidae. The record is from RefSeq and is a predicted model, not a curated record. Gene Ontology annotation, molecular function: acyltransferase activity, transferring groups other than amino-acyl groups.